UUGAUACAGUCAGUAGAGACGUUUUCGGCUGUGUUUUUGUGCAGCUCUACAAAAUCACAUAGGCUGUGGGACAGACAUGGCAACCGCCGUACUUCUGUUCCUGGCGGUAGUCCUGCUAGGUUCUACAGCACUGAUGAGAUCUCCAUUAGAAGAGCGAUUUCUACAGUCUUUGGACGAACAAGAUGUGUUGUUUUAUUUCGGCACCACAUCAAUAGAAUCAGUACCGAAGUUUCAGGUGACAUGGCUCAGCUGCACCCCUGCGGAGCUGUCCGACAGGCCAAAGCAGUGUGCCAUCCAGGCCCUGGGGAGGCUCUACGUGUUGGGGAAGAAGCAGGGGAGCCCACCCCCCUCCUGCACCUCCCUGGUGGAGAGGCAUCUGAACUCCUCUCUGAGUGUGGUGAGGAGGACCCCGGGAAUCUGCUGCGAACAGUUCAAUGUUCUUCAGCCGAGCCAUGUCAGGGGCCUGCUCUCUCUCUGUGGAGGGACACUGCAAGGCAUGGUGCUGGAGGGACACAGAAGACUCCACUUUCAGCCAGUGCUCCGCAGGCAUGAGCACCUUACCUCUAUGUCUUCUGCCACCGCUGGCGGUCUGGCAACACCGCACCUCGUGUUCAACCAACACCUCCCCGUGGACGCCCAACGGCACCCUCCUCACCCUGGCCCCAGGCGCGUGCUGAGGGCAGCCAUGCUAUCCGAGGUCACUCACCUGGAGCUGCUGGUGGUCGUCGGCCCAGACGUACAGAUGAUACACAAGCAGGACACGGAGCGAUACAUCCUGACCAACCUCAACAUUGCGUCUGAGCUGCUGAGGGACAUGACGUUGGGGGCCAACUUGAGGGUGCACCUGGUCCGCAUGAUCAUCCUCACUGAGACGGAGCCAGAAAUUGAGAUGUCUGCAAACAUCACCUCCUCCCUGAUGAGUGUGUGCUCGUGGGGUCACAGGAUCAACCCCCUUAAUGAUACAGACCCCCUGCAUGCGGAUCUGAUGCUCUAUAUUACACGGUUUGACCUAGUGCUACCUGAUGGCAACAAGCAGGUGAGGGGUGUAGCCCAACUUGGUGGGGCCUGCUCCAGCCAAUGGAGUUGCGUGAUCACAGAAGACACAGGCUUCGAUCUUGGCAUUACCAUUGCACAUGAGAUUGGCCACAGCUUUGGCAUCAAUCAUGACGGCACUGGGAAUACCUGUAGCAGCAGCGGAUUCAUGAUGGCGUCUGAUGGUGGCUACAACAGUGUGGACCUGACCUGGUCACAGUGCAGCCGCGACCAGCUCCAGCACUUCUUCAGGUCAGGCAGAGCAGACUGUGUGCAGGACCUGCCCGUGACUGGAGGGUCCUUGCAGGGCUGGAAGCCGGGGCUGUACUACGGGGUGGACGACCAGUGCCGGAUUGCUUUUGGCAGCAACGCCCGAGCCUGCUCUUUCACACACACGGACAUGGACGAAUGCCGCGUGCUGUCCUGUCACAUCACCGCGGGCGAUCAGAGCUCCUGCACACGGCUGUUAAUCCCCCUGCUGGACGGAACGGAAUGUGCUCCGAGCAAGUGGUGCCUGAAGGGGCGCUGUGUGUCACCUUCCCAGCUAAGCUCCCCCAUGGUCGUCCACGGCGCAUGGUCCAGCUGGUCCGAGUUCUCCCACUGCUCACGGACCUGCGGUGGGGGGAUCAGCUCCCGCUGGAGGCAGUGUAACAACCCACGGCCUGCAUUUGGAGGAAAGCAAUGUGAAGGGAGAGACACUGAAGCUGAACUUUGUAACAGGCAGCCCUGCACUAGGACCCAGCUGAGAUUCAUGGAGGAACAGUGUUCCCUGACGGACUCCCAGCCCCUCUCCCUAUCCUCCGGCACUGCCUCCCUGUACACCUGGAUCCCUGCUGUGGGCCUCCUCACAGGAGACGCCCAGUGCAAGCUCAUGUGCCGCCCUGAUGGGGAGCAGUUCAUGGUCAGCCGGGGGUCGGAGUUCACCGCCGGGACCCGCUGUGAGCCUGACAGUCCGGUGACACCAGGCACGGUCACCGCGUGUCUGGGGGGGAAGUGCCAGCUGUUUGGCUGUGAUGGCCACUUGCUCUCGGGGAAGGAGGAGGAUGUGUGUGGGGUGUGCGGUGGAGAUGGCUCCACCUGUACCCUGGUCUCCGACUUAUACACGGAGGGCAAAGCCCGAGAGUAUGUGACGUUCCUGACACUUCCACUAAACACGACUCGUGUUCACAUUGUCAACACAAAGCCAGUGUUCACACACCUGGCGGUGUUGGUCCAGGGCAGGUAUGUGGUGGCUGGUGGUGGCAGUGUGGCUUUAAACACCACCCAGCCCUCUCCUCUGGAGGACAGCCAGCUGACCUAUCGCCUGUACCUGACACCUGAUGGCCUGCCCCAGAGGGAGGAGCUACUGCUGGCUGGGCCUGUGUUAGAGGAGACACACAUACAGGUCUACCGGAAGUAUGGAAAAGGAUACGGAGAACUCACUAACCCGAACAUUUCAUAUUCGUUCUACGUGCCUGGGGGUGUUGCUAAAGAGACUGCACCCACGGGUGAAUGGGCAGCAGUAGUGUCGCCCUGCUCCGUCACUUGUGACUCAGGAAUCCAGGAAACCACUGCCAUCUGCAUGGAAAGAGACACUCAGGAGCAUUUGGAGGAGGCAUUCUGCAAAGCAGCCAAUCGACCCUCUGUUCUGCCUGCGCCCUGUCACCUUCCCGCCUGCCCGCCCUACUGGGUGGCUGGAGAGUUUGGGCCUUGCAGCACCUCCUGUGGAGGGGGGGAGAGGGAGCGACCCGUGCAGUGUGUGCAGAAACAGGAGGAAGGAACCGUGGAGGUGUCAGCCCUGCAAUGCCCACAGGCCUCUGCUCCAAACUCAACAGAACCCUGCAGCCCCCAGCCCUGUCCUGCCAGCUGGCAGGUGUCGGAGCCUGGCAAGUGCUCAGCGGUGUGUGGUCAGGGUGAGGCCCGUCAAGUCGUGUCCUGUGUCCGGAUGGAAAAGGGUGUGGAAGUCCAAGUGGACAGCAGUCUGUGCCCGGAGGCUACCAGGCCGGCCGAUUCCCUACCCUGCGUGGUGGACGUCUGUCCCAUCGGCUGGAAGACAAACGGCAAGACCCAUUUUCAACAGAAGAUUGGAGGCAGCAUGAUGUCACAAUCACGUGUGGAACCUGUGUACGUAUGGAGCCCCGUGAUUGGCCAGUGCUCAAAGAGCUGUGGGAAUGGGCUGCUGCAGGUGUGGUACUCCUGCGUGGAUCACCAAUCCCAGCUGGCAGUGCUGGAGUACCACUGCAAUGGGUCAAGCAAGCCACAACCUCACUCCAAUCCCUGCAACCCUACCCCCUGCCCCCCGAUGUGGCGCUACAAGCAGGGGGUGUGCAGUGUGACGUGUGGAGGUGGGGUGGCGCUCAGGGUACUGUACUGCUCACGGGACAUCGAGGGUGAGGAACAGGUUGUGAGUGACACAGUGUGCAGUACUGCAGCCAGGCCUACAGAGCUGGUGACGUGUAACACCAAUACCUGUCCCCCCAGGUGGAGAGUGCUGGGCACGGGGCCCUGCUCAGUGUCCUGUGGGGAGGGCAUCGCUCGGCGGAAUGUGUCCUGUGUCCAGUUCCAGGGGGGCAGGGAGGGCAGGGUGUCAGAAGGUCUUUGCCCCCCAGCGCAGAGGCCGGCAGCCACUGUGCCCUGCCGUGUGCAGGCCUGCACCUUCAGCUGGGAGGUGGAGGGCUGGAGCCAGUGCUCCGUAACCUGUGGCUACGGGAUCCAGUCCAGAGCGGUGUCCUGUGUGGGGCCGUCCCAGCCCCGCCCCCUCAGCCCCCUGCUCUGUGUCCACAUGCCCAAGCCAUUCACCAUCCAGGGCUGUCGCCAGGGUGACUGUGAGAGCCCCGCCCAUACCACCGCCGAACCGCACCUACUCCAGCUCAGCACCACUGCAGCUCCUGAGACGGCAGAAAUACCCCGGUACCGAGCCGCUGUGCUGCCGUGGCAGCCCCCGGAACCAAGCCCAGCUCCCCCCGCUGAAACCACACAGCACGAGCCGGCUGAAACCAGUGAGUGUGGACAGAUCCUUCUGCAGAGCUCGGGCACGGUGGACCUGAGGAAGGCCUCCGGCAGGUUCUGCACGCUCUCCAUUGGCCGCCCACUGGACGAGGUCAUCGUCGUCAAGGUGGAGUCCAGCUCCCUCAACUGCAAGGACAAGGACUACUUGCUGCUCUUCAAUAGGAGGAUGAUGAUGAGGAAGUGCCAAAGUUUGACUAACUACACCCUGACCACCCGCACCAACUUCCUGCAUGUGCGUCAGGGCCGCAUCUCCCAUGGCAACGGAAUACUCUUCUCUUACCACAGUCAGAAAAACACCAUUAAAAGUCGCCAUGGAGGCUGUGACGUGCAGCUGUUUGGGCCCAGUGGGCAGAUCGUGAACCCAACCCAGCAGGCCAGCUCGACCAAUCAGACGUGUCGCACCUUCAUCAACGUUGCGCCGAGAUCCAAAAUACAGAUCAGGGCCCUCCGCGUGCGGCCCGAAUCCGACGACGACGCGGCCACUCCCACUUUCAUACUGAUCCGAGAUGUGGACAUCAUGCAGACCACGUGGUUCGACGGCGACAGACUCUUCCAGUGGAGAUCCAUGGGAAGCAGCGUGGAGCUGGAGUUCCACGGGGAUUACCUACGCCACGAGGGGAGCUUUCUGGCAGCGUAUUCCACCAUACAGCCCUGACGGAGAGCUGUUCCCCCCACUCCUCCCGAAACAUUUGAAAGAAAACAGCCUGAACUCAGAGACUGACAUAUCUUUCAGUUUUUCACUGCAGUCUUUUCCUUUUUUUAUUUUUUAAAAUAGAAAUGAAAAUAACAAAACAGCAAAUAUAAAUGUUUUAACUCGGUUUCCUGUUCGAGCAUUUCUUUAUACAUUUGCUCCAGGACGGGUCUGUUGGAGUAUUUACAAUCCACUCCCACAUUUGCACAAUUCUAGUUUUAUUGAACAUCACAGCUUCAAGGCCACAGAGUUUUUGCACAAACUGCGAUGACAAGGCACAGAAUGAAGAACCCUUUUCAUAGGUUUUGUUACAGUACUUUCAGAACUGGAAAUACAUGUCAUUACCACACAUAACAUUUGGUUUUAGAUAAAUGAACAAACCAAUCAACAAAAUGUACAGAUAACACAAUUUCAACAGUGAUAAUACAUGAUAACUGUGUGGCACACACUCUCAGAAGCAGAACUCUUGCCAGAUUACAAAAGAGUAGGUUUUCUCUUUACAGUGUAUAUUCCUUCCAAUUGGUCAAAUGUAGCGACAGUAAGUGAUGUAAACUGGCCACAGACAAAUGCAAAGAAAA
This is a messenger RNA of Conger conger (European conger), 5289 nucleotides long. It is a transcript of the gene adamts13, whose product is annotated as ADAM metallopeptidase with thrombospondin type 1 motif, 13. The transcript has 31 exons. Gene Ontology annotation, biological process: extracellular matrix organization; proteolysis. Gene Ontology annotation, molecular function: metalloendopeptidase activity. Bases 77 to 4675 code for a protein of 1532 amino acids. Gene Ontology annotation, cellular component: extracellular matrix. Lineage: Eukaryota; Metazoa; Chordata; Actinopteri; Anguilliformes; Congridae. The record is from RefSeq and is a predicted model, not a curated record.